This is a messenger RNA of Lotus japonicus, 4905 nucleotides long. Its product is annotated as tRNA(adenine(34)) deaminase, chloroplastic. The coding region runs from base 529 to 4548 and encodes 1339 amino acids. The record is from RefSeq and is a predicted model, not a curated record. NCBI's taxonomy places the organism in Eukaryota, Viridiplantae, Streptophyta, Magnoliopsida, Fabales, Fabaceae. Gene Ontology annotation, biological process: tRNA wobble adenosine to inosine editing. Gene Ontology annotation, molecular function: tRNA-specific adenosine deaminase activity. The transcript has 5 exons. Gene Ontology annotation, cellular component: chloroplast.
CACGACACGACAACAACUGUGUCCUGUGUCAGUGUGCUCGGAACUAGAACAAUGAGCUGAAAACCACUUACCACUCUCAACGCUUUCCCCAUCUCAUCUCCUUCAUCAAUCCACACAGACCCACCAUCCAAAUCGUAACUGUCAACCAUUUCUUCAUAGCUCGUGUGUAAGGGAAAACAGUAAUUCACACCCAUCACAGUUCAAGAUCUUGCCAUUCCUCUCCAUUCACGCUCUCACUCAGGUGUGAAAGAUGGGAGCUGAGCAUGGAUGUCAAAUCAGUGUUUCUUUUAAGGCAAUUCACCAUUUAUGUGGCUGCAUCGGUUAUUACUAUUUGGAAUCUUAUAUCAGCACUUAACUGAUUGUGGCCUGCUGCUCAUUGCCAUUCCUGUCUUAUCAAUGAGCAUUUCUAAUAUAUGCCACUUGAUAUGAUUUCUCUACUUGCUAUAGCUCAAUUUUAAUUGAAUUAAAAGAACCCGCUCUCUCAUCAAGGUACGCUUUUCGACUGUUAGUUGGAAGACGCAUUCAACCAUGCACAACGCAUAUUUCAGCUCAGUGAUAUAUACUGUUAGGUGUAAAGAAUCAUAUUCUUUACCUUCCAAUGCCUACUCAAACUUUUGGUGUGAAAGAUUUGAUAGAACCCCAUCACACUGUUCAUCUUGCUGUGGUUAUUGUGAUUGCUGUGCACUCUCCACUUACAGAGUACCCAUAAAGCCUAUUCUUCUCAAUGGAUUGAGGCAAUCCGCUCUCCUUCAAUUGUCAGCAUCUAGAAGGUUGACUCUGGGUUGUGAAGACCAGUGCUUUUCCAGGACACCAGCUUACAGUCUUCUCAGAGGUUCUUUUGAGGUUAAUUGUUCGGCCAACGAGAGAACUGUUUGCAAUAGAAGUAGAAGGAGAAUAAAGGGAAGAUGUUAUUGUGCAGCCUCACAAAAAGGGAGAGAAAAUUUCCGUUCAGUUGGCUCUGAUGACUGUGAAUCAGUUCUCAGCAUUUUGAGUGAUGAAGCCGAUAAAGUUGCUAUUGAUGUCAAAUGGAAGAAUGUGUCUUCAUCCAAAAGAACGGAAGCUGAUAAGAAAAGGAAAAAUUUGAGUAGAGAGAAACAUUUAAGUUUGGCUGAGAGAGUAGAAACAGAGAAAAAUGGAAAUUUGAAGCAGCAUGAGACAUCCGCCAUAGACUUGAGAAGAGCGUAUGAAAGGCCCAACAAAGACAGGGAAGCCUUUACAAAAAGUGAAAAUCAAAGGAAGCGAAGAGAUGUGUCUAGUUGUUCAUCUUAUUACUCGCUUUCGUCCGGAGAUUUUGAGAGUGACCUGGAAGCUCAGCAAAAGAUUGAUGUGGAAGAAUUCUCACAGGGAUAUAAGAAGGAUGAAGCAAAUAAUAUGGAGGGAAAAGUAAAUGAAGAAUUCAAUAGGAAAAGAGAUGACUUGAAAAAGGUGCAGGGAAUUUCAAAGAAGGAAAAAAUUGCAUUUGCUGCGGAUAUUGAUUGGAACAUGAGGAAGAAGUCUGAAAAGAAGCUGGAAGAGGGAACUAUGCAAGAAAGAGAGUCCACGGGAGAAAACCAAGGUAUGCAUUCAAGAGUAUUUACAACAGAUGACUCCGGUUAUGUAAACGCAUCUACUUCACAAAAGCGAGUCAGUGAUGAAGAAAAUUCAUCUUUUGUUGACUAUUUGGAUAAGAAAACAAACAAGGCAUAUAUUCAAACAGGGAACAGAAGAACACAGCAUUCUACAGAUAUUGAAGUGUCUGGUUGUGAUGAAGUUGAGACAGCAUUGUCAUCACGAAGAACAUCCAGUGGCAGGAAAGGGAAUCUAGAAAUAUCAGAAACACUGUUAAAGGAAACAAGCGACGAACAUAGAAAAUUCAUUGGCUCAACUUCCACCACAGGAAAGGAAACUUUGAAAUCAAAGAAGACACAUAGUGGCAGGGAGGAAAACCUUCAGAUAUCAGAAACGCACAUACAGGAAACAAGUGGUGAACAUGAAAAGUUUAUUGGUUCUACUUCCACCACAGGAAAGAAUGUAAUAAAUAGAAGUUCCCAGAAAUAUAUUGGAAAUUCAAAUAUUGAAGACAGUGAAAGGACCUCAAAUAUUAGGAUGAAGAAUGUGGGAGAGAAAAAAAUUUCUUUGAGUUCUGUUCAGGGAGUGGAGGAGCAACACCAAAAAGGAGAGAUGAUCAUCACACAGGCUGAAGAGAGAAGAAGAAAGUCUCAACAAUUUUCUGAAGCAUCACAAGCUCAUGGGAAUAAUGUUGAAGACACAUCUAUUGCAAAGUCUAGAACUAGUCUAAAGAACUGGCAAGGAAAUUUGUACUUCAGCUCAAAUGCAAGGGCUACAGAGCUGCAAACUGAUAAAAGGACAACUGAAAGUUCUGUACACAGCAAAGGAUAUGAACAUGUCAGUACUUCAUCAGAAGGCUAUGCCAGUGAUGAAAAGCAAGUUUCAAGCUCUCAAAGAAGUUCUGAGAAAGUUAGAUUCAUCCCAAAAAGCAAAUUGACGACAGUUGUUAAAACUAGAGAAAGUUCUUCCCAAACUGAUGAAAGGAUUUUUGAAUUGACCAGUGAGGAGCAAAGACGUUGGAACACCUCCAGAGAGGAAUCAAGCUUCAAGGGAUCAUGGAAUCGGGUUUCUGUGGCUGGGGAAAGAGUGAUAUCAGCAGAAGGUGAUGAAAGAAGUUCUCCAAUAACAUUGAUCCCUUCCUCUCCCCAGAUGGGUGGAGGCUCAACUCAUGUUGAAUCCACCUCUGGAACAGCAAGCCCUCAGAUCUUCCUUGAAACUUUAGAAAGUGGCUCGUUUGCUUUGUAUGACAAGUCAGGAAAAAGCCCUGCUUUGCUUUCAGGACCAUAUUCUAGACAUGAAAGUGAUAAGGUGUAUAGCAAGCCUUCUAAUACCAUGGCUCCAGAAGAUGCUCUUGGUUCAGCUGGUCGUUUAGCGGAAUCAUCUAGUCAGUUUGUUGAUGAGUUCGUAGAGAGGGUCAGGCAUGAUGUUACAACAUCAGAAACACAGGAGAUGGAAGUUACUGGGACAAAUUUGGCCUUUGAUGUUGAGGGUAAUCGGGUCUAUAGUUCAACGCAACAAGGCACUCCAAUUUACCCUCAGUCAAAGAAGCAUGAUUCUAGCCGUUCCUCUGGGCUUCCUGGGAUCAAAGGCCCUGCUGAUGAAAUGUGGGAUGUAACAGAACCGUCUGUUGAGCAAGUUCCAGUAGUUGAAGAACCAGAGAUCAACAAGGAAACUGCGAAACCGAUUGUAAAUAGAACUGGCAGGUCUCUGUGGAGUAUAAUUUCAGAUGUUGUUCGAUUACGUUGGGGUUCACGCCCUGGGUCCUCCACUUCAGCUGGAAGAUCAGGUGAGAGAAACUCACCAAACAAAUCUGAUAGCGAGACAUGGUUUUCUGGGCAGGAGCAUGAGGAAACCAGUAAAAGUAAUGUACUAAAAGAAACAAGUGUCUCACCCGAAACCAUGAGUUCAGAUAAGUUAAUACCAGGUAUUCGUCAUCCCCAAACUGAGGGAGAGGUGUCUGACACACAAAAAUUGAAGGAAAAAGUAAAACAUCUUGAAGUUGGAUCAUCUUCUUCAAAUAGGUUGGAAAGUGGAUCAACAUCCGUAGCCGCCUCAUAUGCUUCCGGAGAGGAAAAUGCUAUUUUGACUGAAGAUGGAAAAGUUUUGAAAGAAAGUACUUCUGGCACAAAAAACAUAGAAUUACCAAUUUCAUUACCUGCCAGAGGGCAACCUAUUGUAGGAGAAAUUGUAAAUAUCAGUGGACCUGACAUGUCUGGAAUUGAACCAGUGGUAGAAAUCAAGGAUCCUGUUGCUCCAGUGCAGUCUGAAUUGUCUGGCUCAGAGAGAAAGGACGGAGAGUUGAAGCAAAGGAAGUUUCAGCGGAACAAGCAAGUUGGAAGAGAUAGGUUUGAUGAUUGGGACGAAGCUUAUAAAGUUGAACUGGAGCAGCGAAAAAUGGAUGAAAUGUUCAUGAAUGAAGCACUUUUGGAAGCCAGGAAGGCUGCUGAUGCUUGGGAGGUGCCUGUUGGUGCUGUUCUUGUGCAGGACGGAAAAAUUAUUGCACGAGGGUGCAACUUAGUAGAAGAGUCCCGGGACUCCACUGCCCAUGCAGAGAUGAUUUGUAUAAGAGAAGCUUCAAAACUGCUUCACACAUGGAGACUAUCAGAAACUACACUUUAUGUUACACUUGAGCCCUGUCCAAUGUGUGCUGGUGCCAUUCUUCAGGCAAGAGUAGAUACUGUUGUGUGGGGAGCUCCCAAUAAGCUUCUUGGAGCUGAUGGUAGCUGGAUUAGGCUUUUCCCUGAUGGAGGAGAAAAUGUCUCGGAACCAAGAGAUAUUCAACCUGCCCCAGUUCAUCCAUUCCAUCCAAAUAUCAAAAUAAGACGAGGGGUAUUGGCAACUGAGUGUGCCAAUGAAAUGCAGCAAUUCUUUCAGCUGAGAAGGAAAAAGAAUAAAGAAGAGUCAUCAAAGGAACACUCUCGCCUUGCUGUUACUCACCACCAUCCCUCCAAGUUACUUAACAAGAUACAGGACAUGUUCCACGUAAUGUUCUGUUUGUAAAAGAGGUUCACAUAUUUCCUCAUGUUUUAAAUGAUCAUCUUAAUUAAAUUGUCAAAUUGAGGAAUGGUCACCUUGAAAAGCACAAUGUUCAAGUUCUCGAGUCAUUUUCAACCAGCUAAGCUGUCAUGGACUUUCACACUCUGCCAAACCACUCUUGCAUACUUUCACUUCAAGUAACAACUUUGAACGCUUAAGCAUGUUUGAUUCCACUGUGAAAUAAUCUAGAAUCAAAUCUGGCUAGAUGCUACGAGUCUGCUUAUGAGUAAAUGUGUUUUGGAUUCUGAGCGAAAUGUAAAUCAAAACAUGUAGAUGAUGACAAGAAUAAAAUGAUAAUGAGGCCACUGUCAUUUUUUUCUC